GGCACAACUUCUGUGUGGCAGCAGACGAGUGACGCAAUUUUUAUGUGCGGCUCCACCCAAUGGUACAAGUAGGCAGAAAACAAGUUACAACGCAGGUUGAAUAUGGCGUCUACGAUACUCUUUUGAAGUCGAAGUUUAGUCAACAUUUUGAAAAAGCAUGUAAUGUACAUUCGACGUUUGUUUAAAUAUCUGGGAAUUGGUUUAGACAACAUACAAGUCGACUUAAAUAAGGGAGCCAUGGUAAUUCAAGGUCGUGUUCUACUUUAAAGUUAAGAGUUUUGUGGUUAGGCGUAGCUAACCUAGCAAGCUCGUUAGCUAGCUGGCUACCCAGUAAGGUAGGUUAGCUUGUUAGCUUGCUAGGCAGUUCAUAUAACUUUAGGUCGUGAGCAUAUAAACCAUAAGUUAGUAAAUAUUUGGGAGUUACAACAAGAAUAAAAAACUGUUUAUCCACUACUCGUUAGUCUCGCAACUCGGUCGGUACUUGCUUCUUGAAGGCGUGAAGAUGGCCCACUCGCCGGUAGCUGUUCAAGUUCCUGGAAUGCAGAAUGCCCGGGCGGAUCCCGAGGAGCUGUUCACCAAGCUAGAGCGCAUUGGCAAGGGCUCGUUUGGUGAGGUCUUCAAAGGCAUCGACCGCCGCUCGCAGAAUGUGGUGGCUAUCAAGACCAUCGACCUGGAGGAGGCAGAAGACGAGAUCGAGGACAUCCAGCAGGAGAUCACCGUGCUCAGCCAGUGCGACAGCCCCCAUGUCACCAAGUACUACGGCUCCUAUCUGAAGGGCAGUAAACUUUGGAUCAUCAUGGAAUAUCUGGGAGGAGGCUCUGCCUUAGACCUGCUGCGAGCCGGGCCCUUUGACGAGUACCAGAUAGCCACCAUGCUAAAGGAGAUUCUGAAAGGACUGGACUACCUGCACUCCGAGAAGAAAAUCCACAGAGACAUCAAAGCUGCCAACGUGCUGCUCUCUGAGUCUGGUGAGGUGAAGCUGGCAGACUUUGGUGUUGCUGGGCAACUCACAGACACGCAGAUCAAAAGGGAGACAUUUGUGGGAACGCCCUUCUGGAUGGCUCCUGAGGUCAUCCAGCAGUCUGCUUAUGACUCCAAGGCUGAUAUCUGGUCCUUAGGAAUCACAGCCAUUGAGCUGGCCAAGUGUGAGCCACCCAACUCGGACAUGCACCCCAUGCGGGUUCUGUUCCACAUCCCGAAGAACACGCCCCCCACCCUCAAUGGCGACUUCACCAAGGCCUUCAAAGAGUUUGUGGACUCCUGCCUGAACAAAGACCCUGCAUUUAGACCAACUGCAAAGGAGCUCCUGAAGCACAAGUUCAUUGUAAAGAACGCCAAGAAGACCUCCUACCUCACAGAGCUGAUCGACCGACUGAAGCGCUGGAAAGCCGAGGGCCACAGCGACGGAGAAUCUAGCUCAGACUCUGACUCCGAGUCCAGCAGUAAGGACAAUGAUUCGUCACCCGAAUGGUCCUUCACCACUGUCCGCAAGAAGAAGCCUGACAAACAAUCCAACGGAAUGGACCAAGAGGUACAGAAAAAAUCAGCCAGCCUGUCUACAGUGAUGAGUCCAAUAUUUACUGAGCUGAAGCUACAGCACAGGGACGGGGACGUGAGGAGGGCCGUGGUGGAGGAGCUGGAGAAGGGCAUGCACACCGCUGAGGACCUCUGCCCCGGGCUCACAGACAAGAUGAUCAGUCACAUCCUCGAGAGGGUGCAGAGGUUCUCUGUCAGUUAGUCUGGUGGGGAAUUAAGCAGAACAUACGACUAAGGAGCUGGAUGACUGAGCGAUUCAUCAGGCCUCUACAAUCUCAGCUCUUCCUGUUCACUGAAUAUUAGUACACACACACACACACACACGUGUGCGUGUGCUCCCUCUCCCUCCUCCCACCAUACUGGGAUGGGAAGGACCUGAGGUUACACACAUUCAAUCAUAACCAAAAGGAAUUUCCUUUUUCCCAAAGAUAUAAAUGUUUGUGUAAUUGUAUUUAUAUAAUUUUGCUAUGUGCUUUUGUUUUAGCCUUCAGCUGGUGCCCAAUAAUGUGUGUUACAGUUAUUUUAGACUGUUUUUUACAUUGAGAGAUUUGGAGUCACAGACAUCCUUACUGAUUUUUCUGUUGAGCGUUGCACAUGUCCGUUCUCACACACACACACACACACACACAUAUAUAUAUAUAUAAAUAAAUUUUGUUUUUGUUUGUUUGCUCUUUGUUAUUUUAGGCUUCUAUCAGUCAUAUUUAUGUGUGGGAGGUUGAUGGUUUUUUUUUUUUUGUGUCCCCUGGAAUAAGGGAAGGAUUUGUUAUACAUUCUACACACUGUUACUUGUAGCAUUAUAGAACUGCUGUAUGGUAAAACCUUCAUAUCACCUAAAAAAAACAAAAAAACAAACAAAAAAAAAAACAUAGAAAUACCUCAGAUUAAGCAAUCAAAUGAAAGAAAACUAAAAAGUAACCCUAACAAACUAGUUUAAUAUUUUUAAUUUUUUACAAAUUUUUUUAUUGUGCAUUAAGCACCUGAGGUCAAGUUACGGAAGAGGGAUUUUGCUGUGCAAAAAAUGCUUCCGCUUUUGACAGGAAAGAACAAAGAUUGUUUCAGAAAGUUUAUUUUGUACUCUGAAAUUGGCAGUAUAAAACAUUUUUCAUGUUAUUUUUUUUAAAUCUUAUUUUCCCCUUUGGCCCCCAGGUGUGGGACUGUUGCUGACAUAGGAGUAGUUGACCUUUGUCAAUAAAUCUUGUGUCCCUUGUUUUUCUGUCCUGUCCACUUUUAUAAUGUCUUGCAGGUUUCUGAGCUAAUAUUUUAUUAAAAUCUGAGAUCCGUGGGAGAUGUACUGUACUUCUGAAGGAAAGGCACUACACACACUUUUUAGUGGGCAGGGCAGUUUUAUACACUCUCUGCACACAUUCCACUUCCUUUGAGUAGAUCUCGAGGAAGGGGUGCACUUCUUUAGCCAGCGGAGGAACGUCCAUACGGAAAACCUACAGUUCAGAAACCAAGUGCUAGUGAUAUUUGGGCUCUUUACAAGCACCGACACAGGAAUUUGGAUGGAUUUCAGGCUUUUAAAUACAGGAGUUUUCUUUGGGUUAGGGGUUUUGUUUGUUUGAUUUCAUGUUGUCAUAGACCAUUCGCUACAAAGGGAUCUUUUUCUGCCAAGAUUUUUCAUCAAGAUUAGGGUGCCAUCACUGGUAUGGUGGUGAGGUCAUCAGUGCUGCUUUUGGCUGGGAGAUACUAUGCCAACAUCUCGUUGUGCCUAAAGUUCAAUUCUGUAUGUAUAAUUGUCAUUAUAUCCUCAAAAAUAGCAUAAAAGGAUGUCAUGUUGCCAGAUUGAGGUUUGAGAGCAAUAAGGUGUUUGGUAGAUUUUUUUUUUUAUAUAUAUUUCUUUACAGAUAUGUAGAUAUAAAACUAGGUUUUGUAAAUUUUUCUCUGAGCUUUUGUAAAUGUUAUGGAAAUUGCUACACAUAUCUGUUAAAGCUGUAUCAUAUCUAUAGGCCUUUUUUCUUUUGCUUCAACUGUCACAAAUUACUUUUUGGUUUGGUUUGACAAAUAAAGAUGUAAAUUAUGACACUG
Messenger RNA from Electrophorus electricus (electric eel), 3564 nucleotides. It is a transcript of the gene stk26, whose product is annotated as serine/threonine protein kinase 26. Gene Ontology annotation, biological process: protein phosphorylation; negative regulation of cell migration. Gene Ontology annotation, molecular function: protein serine/threonine kinase activity; ATP binding. Gene Ontology annotation, cellular component: cytoplasm; Golgi apparatus. Lineage: Eukaryota; Metazoa; Chordata; Actinopteri; Gymnotiformes; Gymnotidae. The record is from RefSeq and is a predicted model, not a curated record.